UGCCUGUCUCGUGUCGGAACUCUCUUGGUUGGUUGUCCAUUCAUUCAUUCACCCACUGGACUUGGCUCCUGUCUGUCUGUGUAUGUAUGUACCAUGAAUGAAUGAAUGAAUGCACCAACGAACGAUACGACUGACCGAUACGACCUACCUAUAUUAUGACGCCUGUCAGCCAAUCACUCAAUGCCUACGGCCCUCCAGUUGCCUCGUCUUCCUCCAUUAUGGCAAAGUCGGGGUUGGAAAAGAGCUUCUCGAACCGCUUGUCCGUCAGCAGGCUCGAUGCACGCUCAGCGGCAGCGGCAACCUUCUUGGAGGCCUUCCCACCCCCACCCUGCACACACACACACCACGCCACACAAAACCAAUGAUCGAUCAAGGGAGGGGAGAAUGCGCAGUCAGUCAUGUGAGCACAUGCAUAUGAUCCUACCUGUGUGGCGGCCUGGACGGUCUCUUGGAGCCUCGACGCUAGCGCCGCAUUCACCUUGGGCAGAUGAUGCUUGACCUGCAGUGCAGGCAGCCGGGCAGGCAGGGGGCAGCCAGGCAGAUGUGGGUGUCAUUCAUUCAUGUCAGUCAGUCACAAACAUACACGGACACGGCCACACGUAGAGUGCGCACGUGCAGGUCCCACGUCGCAGGCAGAGGUAGGGUAGGUGGCCAGGCCGCGUGGGUGGGGUGACGUGCAGUCAGUGAAAACAUCCACACGUACGUACGUACGUACGUACCUGUAUCCGCAUGGGUUGUUUGUCCUGCAUCUUGUCGCGGAUCCGCUGUUUGCGGUGCAGUUCAUAGGCGGAUGCUGUGGUGGUUGCGGCCUUGAGCUGCGAAUACAGCCGGGCGUCCAUGAAGUACCCGUGCAGGUACGCACGCACCAGGGGCGUGCCCAGUAGGUGAUCCGCACCCAACUGGGCCAGCUGGGCCUGGGUCACGAAGCGGAAGUCCUCAUACAGGGGGUGGGGUGGGCCUUCAUCGCCCUCCACGCCGGGUGCCUGGGAUCCCUCCUCCAGCUCCUCCGUCAGACCGUCCAGGAACGAACACCACCUGGACACACACACAGACACACAGACACACAGACACACAGGGUGGAGUGAUGCAUGCAUCCAUGCAUGCAUCCAUCCAUCCAGCCAGCCAGAGGCAGGGAGGGCACGACACGAAGCGACGGGCACCGAUGUCCUCAUCGUCCGUCCAUGGAGGAUGGGGUGUCCGACUGUGUAUGCUAUGCUGUCCAUCGAUUGUGUCAGCCAGCGGCGGUGCCUGGCUCUUUACUGCGUACUUACGUGGGUGCGAGUCCCAGGGUCGGGAUGAAGUAGAGGCCAAUCCGCCUGUCGUCUCGUGGCACAAACACCAUGCCCGAGUCGGGAUACACGCACACCGAGUUGAAGCUGCCGCCACCUGCUGACUCCACUACAGCCACAGGGGGACUGCUGCUGCUGCUGCCCCCGACACCACCGCCACCCUCCCCAGCAGGAGCAGCAGCUGCAGAGCACACCCUGAGGGUCUGAGCAUCGACGGCCGCCACGAAGAGAGCCUGUUCUGUCCCUGCACCACCAUCGGCGGCGUCACCGAAGUCGCUCGCACGAGCGGCUCUGCCGCGGUGGAAACACUGGACGGCCCGGAUGGCGGCUGAGGUCUUGGUGGCGUGGCUCCAGUAGGGCCGCGAUGACCGGAUGUCGAGGACUUGCAAGAUGCCGUUGACGCACCCCACCGCCAGGCUGAGGCCAUUGCCCGAGAAUGAGAGGGCUGUGGCGCUCCUUCCGUUGGGCAGCUGUGAGGGGUCGAUGGUGCUGUAGAGGUCCACAGUGGAUGCAGGUCGUCUGGUGCUGGCGCGUGUGUCCCAUGCCUCGAUGAUGCCGCCCUCGCCCGCAGUGACGAGUAGCGGCAGAGUCGGGCAGACGGCACAGGCAUUGAGGGCGGCACAGGUGGUCUUGAGCGGCUCCUCAAACACGCCAGUCUCCACAUCGAUCCUGUAGAUGUCCUCCGACGACCCCACCACAUACACCUCGCACGUGUCCGGGUCAUAACUCAUGCAGCGACCCUCCUUGGGCACACGGAUCUGAGGGAGGGAGGUGACACACACACACAGACAGACAGACAAAGGCAUGGUCAGGCAGGCAGGCAGACAGACAGAUUGGGGACUCGAUCUGUAUGCGCUUUGUCUGCUGAUUGUGUGGUGUUUGUCUGUCUGACAGUGAGUCAGUGCCUGUCUGCCCUGCCCUGCCCUGCGCUGCCCUCACUCUGUGGUGCCUGCCUCCCUGGGCGUGGAAUUCGACCCAUCGAUUGAACUCCAGGAGCACCAGCUUCCUGUGUUGGUCGACACACACACAGUCAGCGAAUGAAUGAACACUCGCUUGGCACACACUCCCCUCCCUCCCACCCUCCCAGUCCCCCAUACGAGAACCACAAUCACACCUGGUCUGUCUGCCUGCCUGCCUGCCCUGUACGACGUGUUACCACCGGGUAGGGUGUCUACCUGUAGUCUUGUGAGAGAAAGAUCAAGUCGACGACCUCGCUGUCCACACGACGGUCGAACUUGAGACUCAGCUCAGAUGUCUCGUACACCUUCACCUACACACACACACACACACACACGGACACAAAGCCACCAAAAGGCGGGAGCCGUAGGUGCAUCCAUCCAUCGAUGACAUCAGCCCGCCAGCCCCGCAUGGCAUUGAUUGCCCUUCUACCCUACCGAUGGUGGGUAGAUGCCUGUGGCUGCGAUGAACGAGCCAUCAGGUGACACCUUGACCGACGAGCUCGCCACCGUGAACUCGAAGCUCUGGAGCAGCUCUAUGCGCCGGCGAAACGACGCAUCGCGACUGCACACAUCCGUAUGUAUACAAUAAGUACAACCAAUGUAAUUUGUGUCCAUCGAUUCCAUCCAUCGACAACAAUUAAGGCGUUAGUUAUUGAUGGUGACUGAUGGCUGGCGUCCGUGUUUGUGUUUGUGCUGGUGUGUGUUCUGACCGAAGUGAUUUGUUGUGGCGCUGAGCAUGCUCGACGAAGUCAGGCAGAGACUUGCCGGAGCUGUUUCACAAGGAAGCAGCACACAGGUCAAGGCAGCAGUUUCAAUGAGUUUCCUCACCUGAGAUCAUACACACGAGUACUUCGGCUGACGACCUCCAUGGGCUGAUCUGUGUCUCGA
This is a messenger RNA of Vitrella brassicaformis, 3136 nucleotides long. The record is from the annotation of a GenBank genome assembly. Lineage: Eukaryota; Vitrellaceae.